This is a messenger RNA of Gaeumannomyces tritici R3-111a-1, 2724 nucleotides long. RefSeq names its product urea transporter, variant. Gene Ontology annotation, cellular component: membrane. Gene Ontology annotation, molecular function: transmembrane transporter activity. Lineage: Eukaryota; Fungi; Ascomycota; Sordariomycetes; Magnaporthales; Magnaporthaceae. Bases 854 to 2302 code for a protein of 482 amino acids. The transcript has 3 exons. The record is from RefSeq and is a predicted model, not a curated record. Gene Ontology annotation, biological process: transmembrane transport.
ACAUGGCUCGGGUUGGGGGUGUGGGGGGCGCAGCAAAGAUUAAAAUGAUAUGGAUGAGGAAAACAACGGUUUUCGGCACCUUCGCCGUUCUAGGCUUUCGAAAAUCACGUUUCCCCACAUGGACGACACGUGAAAACGACCAGGAAAGAAAUUUUCCGUCCUCGUCUUUUACACGAGGUACGGCAGUUAUGAAGGAGCGGCCGCGCUACUAUUCGCUCUUCCUAUAGAGACACAUGCACACAUCAACUCACUACCUUAAGUACCCAGACCCCAAACAACACACGCCAACCGGACAAAGUAUCACCCAAGAUCACCGGGCACAAGAUGGGGCAGCCAUCGUCCGAGGCAUCGCAUGCCAUUGUCUACGCCACCUAUGGCGCCUUUCUGUAUAUAGACCAGAGCCAAUCUUCUCGUUAGACGAGGUACUAUGCUGACAUGGAGGGGGCCAAGGGUGCUUGGAACUGGCAUUGCCUGGAGGAUGAGGAACCAGUCCAAGAGCGACUUCCUCAACGGAAACAGGACCCAGACUGGUCAGGACCACAUUCCGUCUCGCCCGCCGAGGCGCGGGCCCCUCGUUUCCUUGCUGUCUGCGGAGGGACUCGGCCCUGGCGGGCGGGCGGGCCAUUCCAUUCCCAUCCUCUGCGCGUGGACGAGUGCUGACCCGGGAGACACCGACGCCUAGCGCUUCCGCUGGCUCUGAACUUCAUCGCCUCCGGUGAGUAGAGGUGGUGGGCGCGAGCCUGUGAGCAGCAGUCACCUCGGCAACGACCGAAUCAUAUGGCAUGGCAAACCCAACCCCAUUGGCAGCGACGGCGGGUUCCGACGGCUUUCCCAACCGACCUUGAUCUGGAGUAUGAACUGGCGCCCUUACGGCGCCAUGGGAUCCGGCAUCCUCUUUGCCUACCCCCAGCUCGCCACGAUCGCCGGUAUCCAGGGCGUGGUUGUGUACGCACUGUCGUCGGCACUGCCGUUACUGAUAUUCGCUGCCCUGGGGCCGGCGAUUCGACGAAGGUGCCCCGAGGGAUUUGUCCUCACGGAAUGGACUAGACAGCGUUAUGGCGCUGUGGCUGCCCUCUACCUCGGCUUCAUGACGCUGUUGACUCUCUUCCUAUACAUGGUUGCGGAGCUGUCCGCCAUCAGCCAGGUUGUGACCACGCUGAGCAACCUCGACGGGCUCCCCGUCGUGAUUGUGCAGUGCGCUAUAACGACGAUAUACACCUCCAUGGGAGGUUUCAAAAUCUCGUUUCUCACCGACAACGUGCAGGGCGCCAUGGUGCUGGGGCUCAUCAUCAUUGCCACCAUCACGAUUGGCGUCGAGACCAGGAUCGACCCUGCACUCAUCGAGUCGUCGGGGCUGCUACAGCCCACGCUGCUCGGGUGGCAACUAGUCUACAUCCUGCCCGUGGCCAUCCUGACUAACGACUUCUUCCUCUCGAGCUUCUGGCUGCGGACCUUUGCGUCCAAGACGGACCGCGACCUGUGGAUCGGGGUGGGCAUGGCGAGCGCGGCGACCCUCUGCAUCCUCACGCUCGUGGGCACCACGGGGCUGGUAGCGGUGUGGUCGGGAGCCUGGCCGGGACCCGACAACGCCGACGGGUCCGUGGCCUUCUUCACGCUACUGCAGCUGCUGCCCAACUGGGUCGUCGGCAUCGUCCUAGUCAUGGCCGUGACGCUGAGCACUGCCGCCUUCGACAGCCUGCAGAGCGCCAUGGUGUCGAGCGCGUCAAACGACCUGUUCCGCAACCGGCUGGGCAUCUGGUACAUCCGGGCCGCCGUGGUGCUCGUCAUCAUCCCCGUCAUUGUCAUCGCGCUGCGGGCGCCCAGCAUCCUGCAGAUCUAUCUCAUCAGCGACAUGGUCUCGGCCGCCACCAUCCCCGUCCUAGUCCUGGGGCUCUCGGACCGCUACUUCUACUGGUGGCGCGGCUUCGACGUGGUCUGCGGCGGCCUGGGCGGCAUCCUGUCCGUCUUCAUCUUUGGAACGGCCUAUUACGGGGACGUCGAGGCUGGCGGCCGGCUCAUCCUGCUGGAGCAGGGCCUGUACACGGGCGACUGGGGCGUCUUUGGCGCCUUUGUUGCGGCCCCCGUCGGCGGCAUGGUCUUUGGCUUCAUCGCAAUGCUGCUCCGCGUCGGCUUUCUUUUCGCCCAGGCCAAAGCUACGGGCGGCCAAUUCACCGCUUUUGAGCGCCCGCUGCCGGAGAGCACCGCCAUUUCUGAGAACGGACCUGCUGACGGCGAGGUUCGCUUCGAUGACUCGGCUGACCGGGAGCCAGGUAUCGCCAAAGCGUCUGGCAGAUUCUUUUAGACGCUGGCGCGGUGCAUGUGUUGUCAAUCAAUGGAGGUGUGAGAAUGGGGAUGAAGGAGGAAGGAGAGCGAGACAUAAGCGGUGGACGAGGAGAAGGGAUAUUUGAUGGGCGAUGAAAGUAUUCGUGAACAGAGCAAGCGAUGUCAUGUAUCCCAAACACAAUGCCUGGGCCUUGGAUGAGUGACACGGACUCUACGUUAUGGUUGCAUAGAUUAAUCACCACAAAGAAGCUGAUAGCUACCUAGGUAUGUUGGUACAUGCAUAUCGUACAUGGCCCGGCGAUGGCCGAGAAAUGAUGUGGAGUGGAUCGUACAAGCGUCUAGAGCUCAGAUCUCUCAUUUUUCUUUUUGCUCUUUCUCUCAUUUGCCAGCACCUCGUUGCCCACGCCUUUAUUUAUGCGCAGGCAAUAUAUAUAAUGCCAG